UAAAUCUCUCUAAGUCUGCUCAGUGUUUGAGGAGGUGGACAAUCUAUCAAUCUAUCUAUCUGACAGCGUGGAUACAAAAGCUCUGAGGUUUCUUUCAUUCUUUGUUGAGAGGGAGUGAAGCAAUGAGAAACCCAGACUAGACCAAAUUUUUUCAUACUUGAUGAAUCUUUCACUCAUAAGCGGAUAUUUUGUGGAUGGAAAGGUUGGUUUUCUUGCUCCCUGAUGCCUGCUUUGAAGCAAAGAUAUCAUCACAACCUUCACAUCAAUUAGUAUCACAUAUACUGAAGUGAAGAGAAGUUUUUUGGUCUUUCUGGCUGAAUUGUGGAUGGAUAUCAUGAGGAACUCUCUGUCUCUAAAGCUGUUUCUGGUAGUAUUUUCCUUGGUCAGCCCUGCAUCUGCCACUUCAGGGUCUGAGUAUGACUUUGGAGCCCACCCACGUUUCGUGUGCACCCCGAUUCCUGCAGAUGCAGACCCUCCCUGCUUCCCUACAGCAAGUCCAAGCAUCGGAUCAGCAGGGCCCAGUGGACCAAGCCAUCACAACUCCCCUCCUAGCAGCUGGUGGGGGGUCAAUGAUGAGGCUAAAGCCACCAUCCUCCAUCUCAGGGAGAGCCUUGUCCAACAGAAAGAGAUCAUCCUGGACCAGAGGGAAACCAUUAGAGAGCUGACAGCCAAACUCACCCUGUGUGAGGGCUUCGGGCGAGGCGUGUCACCUCACGAUGAGCGCCAUGGCACGGCUUCACGCUCACAUCACCCAGGCACGACCAGUCAUCACACAUACACUGACAAUGGGCACUAUAGCAACCAGCAUGGUCACCAUGGAAACAGCAACCUCAUUCCGGACUCACCGCACUAUCCUUCUCAACGAUCUGGUGGAGGGCACAGCAGCAAUAACCAGGGGAAAGACAAGCAUGAGACACCAGGGGACAGCACGUCAUCCAUGGAACAGAUGGAGAGGAUGCUGCAGGCACUGAAGGAGAGACUGGACAACCUACAGCAGAAGAGGAACACAUCCUCCACGUACUCCAGCUCUCUGAAGGAACUUCUGCAGAGGAAGAUCAACACUCUGGAGGAGCAGCUGCACCAUCACACCGCUACCCUUAGCCCAGACCACCACGAUGAUGACUCCAGUCACAGAGAUGAAGGAGGUCAUCAUGAAAGCAACCAUUACAAUGAUGACCACAAACACGACCACAGUGAUGAGCAUCACAAUGAUCACAAUGACAGUGGCAACCACACAGACCAUCACGACGACAGUCACAGUGAUGACCAUCAGGAUGCAGAUGGUGAACAUGACAGUGGCCAUCAUGAUGAUGGAGACAGUGAUGGUGAUCACCACAGUAAUGAAGCAGACAGUCACAGUUACCUUCCACACACAGGAUACAGAGCACCAGGACCUCAGACUGGUUUCCCAAAAAAUAAACUGGAAACAAUGCUUAAUCAGCUGCAUCUCACAGGUUCCAGCAGGAAGAAAUCCAAGGGCCUCGAUGCCUUCCAGAUCAGCUUCCCCAUGAGGACUAACUACAUGUACGGCAGGAUGAAGAGGACUCUGCUGCAGGAGAUCUUUGCACUGACUUUGUGUCUUUGGAUGAAGGCAGGUGUGGGCCCUGGACUGGGAACACCAUUUUCUUACUCUGCACCAGGACAAGCCAAUGAACUGGUGCUCAUUGAAUGGGGGAACAACCCCAUAGAGCUGCUGAUCGAUGACAAGGCGGUGACCCUGCCCUUGUCUCUGACUGAUGGGAAGUGGCAUCAUGUGUGUGUGACGUGGACAACGAGGGAUGGACAUUGGGAAGCCUACCAGGAUGGAGUACAACGGGGAUCUGGGACGAACCUUUCUCCCUGGCAUGCCAUCAAACCUGGAGGGGUGUUCAUCCUGGGCCAGGAGCAGGAUACUCUGGGAGGCCGUUUUGAUGCCACUCAGUCAUAUGUGGGUGAGAUGUCAGACGUGCACAUGUGGUCACAUGUCCUGAGCGCCAGUGACAUCUACAGCCUGGCCUCCUGUGGCAGUCACCUCCGAGGAGAUGUCAUCGCCUGGUCUGAGACAGAGAUGGAGCUUCACGGAGGCGUCGCCAGAUACCCAUUUGAUCCCUGUCACUGAAGGUUCUCACACUGAAGAAGACCUUAAAGAUAUCUAGACACUAAAGAAGCACCAAAAUGAAAGUAAAAUCCUUUAACUUCCAAACAUCAGAGUGUAUGCCUUCUUUUAAACUGACUUUUCUAGAUAACUAAAAGAAGAAAAAAUGAUAGUGUGAAGCAUCUGUGUUUACAGAUGAUGUAUAGGGUCUUAGUGAUGGUCUUGAGCCUUAGUCACUGACCAUUACCUAUUGUAACCAUGAGUUUGUGUUUUAUUUUAAACAGACAGGUGCUGAGUGUGACAUAUUGUCAUAUUGUUAAUAAGACGUUAUAUUGCUGGGUCUGUGCUGAUGUCUGCAGGCCUUACACGGGUUCAGCUGUGGUGAAGUAACAGUAGAUUGUUAGUUUGAAUGAAAUUUAACGUUUUCUACUCAGGAUUCUCUUUAUAAAGGUUUCCAUGAAACAUACGGCUAAUUUACCAAAGAAACUGUAGGGUUACAUUAUAUCUGUGUUGCGCUUUUGUAAUUUUAUUAAUCUGUAUAUUAUAUAGAUGUUUAAGAAUAUUUUUAGGAAUACUGAAAAUCCUGUCAGACAGAAUUUAGCUUGCAGCCUCUGCUGGUUUAUUACAUGAAUAUAACAUGGACUCUUGCCUCAGGUUCUGACUAGCAUUUUGUGUAACAAAGCCAUUGUAUUGUGGCUUUUGAAUUUGUGAAUCUGGCCUUGAUUGUAUAUUUAUUAUUGCACAAUAUUGUAAGAAUUUUUUUUAGAAAGGUUCAACCUUUUUUUGCCACAUUUGCUUAAAAUGUCACUAUAUUCCAAAAGAAGUACAUUAGACAGUAGGAAUAAAAACACAUCAAUGUCUUGUUUCCAUGUACCUUUUAUUGUUACACAGUAGUUUACUGGCACCAAUGUAUGGUAGUUUUCCUUUUGCUACAUGAACAGAUGAUGUAUCGA
Melanotaenia boesemani (Boeseman's rainbowfish) is the source of this 3027-nucleotide messenger RNA. RefSeq names its product neuronal pentraxin-1. The coding region runs from base 326 to 2098 and encodes 590 amino acids. The transcript is spliced from 6 exons. Lineage: Eukaryota; Metazoa; Chordata; Actinopteri; Atheriniformes; Melanotaeniidae. The record is from RefSeq and is a predicted model, not a curated record.